CACGAGCAAAGGUGUAAACAUUGGCCGAAAUGGAUAGUGGACUGAAGGCAUAUAAAACUCAAACACAAACACACAGUGAGUUAGAAGAUUUGGAGGAAGCUUAUAGAUUUAUAAAGGAAUGGAAACCAUCAUCAGAUGUAUUUGCACUGAAGAACUUUCCAUAUGCCAUAUCAGCAUUAGGAAGCUGCACAGCUGCAUACAUUAACGCUCACUACAGAAAGGCCCUCAAGCUGCGUCACCAUGCCUUUGUUGCUAGUUUCAUCCCUGUGGUAGUCCUGCCACCUUUGGUUGGCACACUUAUGCAUCAUCACUUUGUUCAGCGUCCCUUGCUGCUGCAGAAAUUUCAGUGUCCAGUUUGUUUAGAACUUAGAGCUGGGGGCAUUCAGCUCUUUGCUGGCUUCAUAUACCCUAUGGUAUUAGCACCUCUAGCUUCCUUUCAGUUUGCAGCAAGAUUGUACACUUAUCCCCUGCCAGAGAUAUCACAGCCCAAAGCAUUAUUGAAAGAAUUUAUCAAAAUGACAAGACCAGUAAUGUCAAAGCUUUAUGUAUUAGCUGGAAUACAGCUAGCAGCCGGCAUGCUUUGGACCCACUGGGAAGCUCAUAACCUCUUUACCGUCAUGUCAAAGCUUUCUCACAUGGAGGAAGUUGUCACGAAGUACCAUAAGGAGCAAAAAGAAAAGGAGGAUUCUGAUUUCUGAGUUAAAAGAUGUAUGGAGAGAUUCGUAUAAAAUGCAUUGUGCAGGAGUAAGGAGGAGGAGUUCUAUUGAUCUUGUCUUACUAUGAACAGAUUUUGGGUAUUCUGUUUGAAGAAAUUGUUUUCAGGUAUAGUACAGUGCAUACUUUGUUAUUUUUUAUAAUAUGAUAAAGUAUAAAGGAAUACCCACCACACAUUUUGUUAAAUAUUUAUGCUGUAUAUUUUUUGUAAAUAUAAUGUAUAACAAAGUAUUUAUUCUUAUGUG
This is a messenger RNA of Penaeus monodon (black tiger shrimp), 959 nucleotides long. Its product is annotated as transmembrane protein 126A-like. Gene Ontology annotation, cellular component: mitochondrion. The record is from RefSeq and is a predicted model, not a curated record. Lineage: Eukaryota; Metazoa; Arthropoda; Malacostraca; Decapoda; Penaeidae. Gene Ontology annotation, biological process: mitochondrial respiratory chain complex I assembly.